This is a messenger RNA of Arabidopsis thaliana (thale cress), 738 nucleotides long. Its product is annotated as Protein phosphatase 2C family protein. Gene Ontology annotation, molecular function: protein serine/threonine phosphatase activity. The record is from RefSeq and is marked reviewed. The transcript has 5 exons. Lineage: Eukaryota; Viridiplantae; Streptophyta; Magnoliopsida; Brassicales; Brassicaceae. The coding region runs from base 1 to 738 and encodes 245 amino acids.
AUGGAGGAUCGGUUCUCCACUAUCACCAAUCUUCAUGGAGAUCGUAAACAGGCAAUAUUUGGAGUCUAUGUUGGUCAUGGAGGAGUUAAAGCGGCUGAGUGUCCAGCUAAGAACUUAGAUAAGAACAUUGUAGAAGAAGUAGUUGGUAAAAGACACGAGUUGGAGAUAGCUGAAGCGGGUGGUUCAUCCUGUGUCACGGCUUUGGUUAGCGAAGGGAGCCUUGUUGUGUCAAACGCCGGUGACUGUCGUGCUGUUAUGAGUGUAGGAGGUGUAGCUAAAGGAUCCUUAGUUGUGCCAAGAGGAAUCGGAGAUGCUCAACUUAAGAAAUGGGUUAUAGCUGAACCAGAGACAAAGAUCUCGAGAGUUGAGCAUGACCAUGAGUUCUUAAUCUUGGCAUCACAUGGUUUAUGGGAUAAGGUGAGUAACCAAGAAGCAGUAGACAUUGCUCGUCCCUUCUGCUUACGAACCGAGAAGCCAUUGUUGUUAGCAGCUUGUAAGAAGCUUGUUGAUCUCUCGGCUUCACGAGGCUCGUUUGAUGAUAUCAGUGUGAUGUUGAUCCCAUUGCGGCCAGUUCGUAUAGAAAAGAGAGGCAUCUUAGAAGAUGUUUCAUCCUCAAAGGCGAAUUCAAUAGCAAGGGACAUUGCUAUAAGUGUGACAAGGGAUGGUCGUUUCAGAUCUUAUUUAGCUAGAGGAGGCCCUGGAUGGUUACUUUCCAGAAUUGAAGAAGACAAGCGAUGA